AUGGAAUCUAUUUAUCAACUAGCAUAUGCAGCAGCUGAAACGAUCGAUAUACUUGCACGUUCAUUAGAAAAAUCAUUGAAUAAUUCAUCUCGAAUACUUUUUACAUAUUUAAUUCAAUCUGGUUAUAAACGAGCUUAUGAAACAGGUUUAAUAACUGGUCAUCGUUUACAAGAAAUACAAAGACUUGAACGAUCAUUCAAUGAAAUUUUUAAAUGUUAUAAAUGUUGGGGUGAAAUACAUUCUAUUGAACGUUUUCAACAACGUUGGCAAAAAAUUCAACGUCUAUUUUUUUCUUCGCCAUCAUCAUCCAAUCAUAAUAUAACACCAAAACAUUAUGUUAUUUUUUCACAUGGAAAUCUUCUUAGUAGUAUCAUUAAUUUUCUUAUGUCGGGUCCAUCCUGGAAUUUUAGUAAUAUUGCUCCACAUUGUUCCAUCUCUAUUUUAUCGUAUAAACCAGGAAAUUUAUUACCACAAAUUGUUUUAACACCUUUUCAAAUAUUAAAUCAAUCAUUACCAACAACUAUUAAUAAUAUAAAUCCAAGAAAAAUGCAUUUAAAAGAAAUUGUCACAACAGGAAUAAUCAAUGAGCAAACUUGGAAAUUAAUUAUUAAUUCAAUGAUUCCAGAACGUGUUGUUGGUUCAUAUACAGAUCAAAUUUCACGUAUUUCGGAAUUUAUUCCGGGUAAUGAAGAAGAAUCACAUUAUAUGUUGCUUGUCUUUAAAAAAUAUUACUCACAAAUAAUAACAACAACAACAACUGAUAAAUUAUCUAUUACUGAUCAAAAUUCAGAUAGUGAUAACGAAGAAGAAGAUGAGAAUGAUGCUGAAGAUCAAAAUGAUCUAAUAUCUAUCAAUCGAUAA
This is a messenger RNA of Adineta steineri, 861 nucleotides long. NCBI's taxonomy places the organism in Eukaryota, Metazoa, Rotifera, Eurotatoria, Adinetida, Adinetidae. The record is from the annotation of a GenBank genome assembly.